This is a messenger RNA of Thalassophryne amazonica, 3559 nucleotides long. It is a transcript of the gene mfsd6a, whose product is annotated as major facilitator superfamily domain containing 6a. Gene Ontology annotation, biological process: antigen processing and presentation of exogenous peptide antigen via MHC class I. The record is from RefSeq and is a predicted model, not a curated record. NCBI's taxonomy places the organism in Eukaryota, Metazoa, Chordata, Actinopteri, Batrachoidiformes, Batrachoididae. The transcript has 7 exons. Bases 238 to 2625 code for a protein of 795 amino acids. Gene Ontology annotation, cellular component: plasma membrane.
UGGCGUGUGGGUCUUGCGCACAGGUGGAGCGUCGGUCUGUCGACUUCCUGUUUUCCUUCAUAUUAUGACUUUAUUUUAAAUAUAUUCUGUAACAUAUUAAGCUAUAAACGGGGAUUUUAAACACUUUCCAAUUGUCAGAAGUUACAAUUCUGAGAGUUUGAUGAGAGAAAUGCGCGCGCGCGGAGAGAACAUAAAGUGUGUUUUUGUACUUUAAUGGGAGCUGUGACCUGAAAAGAUAUGGCAGCUGACGACAAGGUUGCCAUCCUGACAGACGAUGAGGAGGAGCAGAAAAAGAAGUAUGUAUUGGCUGAGUCAUUCAACAGUCUGUCGUUGGAGGUGUGUGACCAUCGGGGGGUCAUGCCUACCUUGGCCACACCCCCUGAACAGCCUCCCGUCACACAGUCUGACACCGUCAACUGCUGUGCGCGGAUGUGCCUUCACAUCAACCAACACCUCCUGGUCUCUAAAAUCUUCUACUUCUUCUUCUACGCGGCCUACGGCUCGCUGCACCCUCUGCUGGCGGUUUACUACAAGCAGCUUGGCAUGUCAGCCAGCCGCAGCGGGUUGCUUGUCGGCAUCCGCUACUUCAUAGAGUUUUGCAGCGCCCCCUUCUGGGGUGUGGUAGCUGACCGCUUCAAGAAGGGGAAGGCUGUGCUGCUGUUUUCUGUGCUUUGCUGGCUGGUCUUUAACUUCGGGAUUGGGUUCGUCCCACCGGCUGAGAUGACGUGCCAGCAUACUGGGGUUGGAGGUGCAACUCCGCUGCCACCGCUGACGGCACUUCCACCUGAUAACCAAACCUUUUUGAGCAACUUGACCGAACGCAGAAGAAGUCGCCGGAGCUUCUCAUAUUUCCCCGUUCAUCUUAAUGUUGAUAAAGUUCACUACAGGCACAAACGAAGUACCAACGCCACCAUGACUUUGGGUCCCCACAAGCUGAACAAUGCCUCUGCAACACUGGCUACCUAUAAGCUGAAGAACGCCACCGCCAACCAUACCACCCUACCACCCACGACUCGUACCACCACCUCAACUACUCCAGGUAAACCCACAGGAGACCAGAUCAUCUACAACCAGGACCAGGUGGAGAACAUCUUCCUGAUGAUCCUGCUGGUCAUCAUCGUGGGCGAGUUCUUCAGUGCUCCUGCAGUGACUAUCGUGGACACGGCCACGCUGCAGUACCUGGGUCAAGCCCGAGAUCGUUACGGCCUGCAGAGGAUGUGGGGAUCGCUGGGCUGGGGCCUGGCCAUGCUUCUCGUGGGCAUCUGGAUUGACCAUACUCGAAUCAAUGUGGUGAUUGACAGCCUGGGCUGCAUCCUGCCUGACUACCACAACUACCAGAUUGCCUUUAUCGUCUUUGGCGUGCUGAUGGGCAUCGCCUUCAUCGUGGCUACUCAGUUCUACUUUGAAAAACCAGAAGACCGGCAGCAGGACCUUCCAGAGGGGGUGGAGGAAGUGACUAACAGUUCUGCAGCAGUGCCGAAGAUGGACUCCUCUGAUCAGACGUCCGCCGGCCCAGAGGUUGUUCUGGAUUUCCACUACAGUGACCUCCUGAAGCUGCUGUGCAGUGUGCGGUACAGCUCGGUUCUGUUCGUGGCCUGGUUCAUGGGCUUUGGCUACGGCUUUGUGUUCAGCUUCCUGUACUGGCACUUGGAGGACCUGAACGGGACCACCACCCUGUUUGGGGUCUGUUCUGUUCUCAGCCACAUCUCUGAGCUGGUCGCCUACUUCACCAGCCACAAGUUCAUUGAGCUGGUCGGACACGUCAGGGUGCUGUACAUCGGCUUAGCUUGCAACACGGCGCGUUACCUGUACAUCUCGUACCUGCAGAACGCCUGGACCGUCCUGCCCAUGGAAAUCCUGCAAGGUGUUACCCAUGCCUCAGUUUGGGCAGCCUGCAUUUCCUUUCUGAGCGCCGCCGUCCCUCCCGCUCUGAGGACUUCAGCACAGGGGAUCCUCCAGGGUCUGCACCUUGGUCUGGGGCGUGGCUGUGGGGCCAUGGUGGGAGGAGUCUUUGUCAACUUCUUUGGUGCAGCAGAGACGUUCAGAGGGAUCGGAAUGGCGUCACUCGUCAUUCUGCUCGUCUUCGCCUUCAUUCAGUGUCUCUCUGAGGGAAACGAGGAUAAAAUGCUGGCAGAGAACAUUCCGGUACCGUCCAGCCUGGUUCCCAUUGCCACCAUCGAACUGGUGGACAGCCACCCAGCCGCCGGCAGCCCAGUGCUGACCCGCCAGGCCGCCGACAAACCCAUCAGGAAGACGAAGCACCAGCAGGAGCAGGAGGAUAUUUCUCGACCCGCCUGGGUGCUCUCUGGUGCCCCCUGGGUUACGAUAGCCUUUGCCAUUGUUCAGGUCUGGGAACUGCUGCAGAUGAGGAAGGGCGGUGGCCCCCCAACAGAGACCCAACCCCUGCAGGUACUUAAUGGGCGGGUGGUGGCUGAAGACCAGGCGUCGAUGUCAUCGCACACAAACAGCGCUGAGGGCGGUGCUCAUCCACCAGCAUUCACACCCACAGAACUCAGCACCACACAGGCGGAACCCACAGACUCAAACACUGGUAGAAACCAAACGGACCCAGACAGAGGUGGACCUGUGGAGAACCCGGCCUUCACACCAGAACAUGCCGACUGAUUGUGCUUUUAGGAACCAUUUUCAUUUAUGGACAAUGCAAGAAAAAAAACAAAAAACAACAAACCACCAUCGCGACACAAAUCUGUCUCAACAGGUUCCUUCAUGAGCAGUUUAUUACAGCUGAACGACUCCGUUUAUGAAGUUACUGCCUUAAAAAAGAAUGCACCAGGACGUUGGAACAUCUGGGGAAAAAUGGUUUUGUUGAUGGAUGUUUUUUGCAGUCAGAGAUGAUUUCAGUGUUUAGAUGCAAUGCGUGCAGUUGGAUUUGAGCGGCUGUGUGGCCUCAGGAUUUCACAGGUGAGGAAAUCAAACGCACCUCAGCUGGAAAAUCCUACAAAUUCAAACACGGCGUCUGCGAUUCCUUCAUUAAAUCAGCAGCAAAAUCAGAACAGAUACGCAACAGUCAGCGUCAACAGUUCAGUUCCAUUCUGACAGAAAAAGCACAAAAAUAAAUAUGUACGUUGUAUGAAGUCGUUAUUAUGACAGCUUUUGCUGUUUACAUCCGUUUCUUGUCUCGCAUGUUUUCCCAAACUGUCUUUAGUCCGGGCAUCUGAACCCUGCUCCACGAGCGCACCUCAUCCCGCACGUUUUCCAACUCCUGACUCCACCCAUUACUAAUUAACUCAAGUGUGCUCAGCCAAUCAAGAGCUGAGAAACCAUCAGGUGUGAGUCGAGCAGGUGGACACGGAAACCAGGCAGGACAGUCCAAGACCCGGGUCAGAGAACCUGCUUUAGUCCUGCUAUCAAUGAAUGUUACGGAUUUAAGAUUCACACAUUUAAAUGUUUCAUAAUUUAAAGCCUUCUUAAGUAUAAUGAUUUUUUUGGGGGGGUGGGGGGGUAUGAUGGUCUAGUGGUUAAGCGUUGGGCUUGAGACCAGAAGAUCCUCGGUUCAAAUCCCAGCCUGACUGGAAAAUCACUAAAUCACAAAAUCACU